GCUAGAGCCCGAGCCACGAUGACGCCAGCCAAUCCCAGAGAAAGGCGCCAAACAACGGGAACGGAACAGAGUGCCAAUAGCAAGUCUCUAUCCCCGUUCGUUCCAGAUAUCUGCUGGUGGUUAAGUAAGGUCGCCGAGCCCAGGAUAGGAAAGAGUGCGCACACAAGCUUACCUUCAUGAAACACGUACAUGGGUGACGUGGUUUUGAGUCCAAUCCAAUCUUUGCAUUUGACAUACAUUCGCAGCGAGAUAGUCCGGGAGACUUUCCCAGUCCCAAUUCUUCACGUACGCAACUACACGCCGAAGCAGAGCAAUGGCCGCAAACCAGUCGCCGCCAGCAGGAGGCACGAUCCUCGUGACCGGCGCCAACGGCGGCCUCGGCUCCUCCGUUGCAAGCCAGGUCGUCGCGGGCAAGGUCUUCGACGGCACCUACCACGGGCUAUUCCUCGUGCGCGACGCGGCAAAGGCCGCCGCCCUCAACGCCAUCCUCGCCAGCGCAACUCGCCGGGGGGGAAACAACACCGUGGUGUCGGUGGACCUGUCCUCUCUGGCCUCGGUCCGCGCCGGCGCCGCGCAGAUCAAGCAGCUCGUCGACGCGGGAAAGAUCCCGCCGCUCCGGGCGAUGGUCCUGGCCGCAGGGUACCGCGAGGUGAGCAAGCAGACGUUCACCGAGGACGGGUUCGACGCCACAUUCCAGAACAACUACCUCGGCGAGUUCCUGCUGGUGCUCUUGCUGCUGGGCAGCAUGGACCGGGAGAAGGGCCGGGUGGUGAUUGUUAGCGGGAUGAACCACGAUACUGAAGAUCCCCGCAACGAGAUAGAGGGCGCCUUCAAGGACCCAAAGUACAAAACGCUCUUCCACUCUGCCGAGUCUCUGGCCAAGGGAACUUUCUGCUCCUUCACGGACGACCCGUCCCCAAUGUCGGGCCAGCGGCGGUACGGGGCUGCGCAUCUGUGCGAGGUCAUGUUUAUGGUGGAACUACACACGCGGCUUACCAGCCAGCCCUCGGCCCUGUCAAACAUCAAGGUCGUGUCCUACGACCCGGGCGCCAUGCCCACGCAAAUCACGCGCGACGACCCCUCCUUCAUGACGAGGGUGGUCGCGAUGCAGUUCAUACUGCCGCUGCUGGCCCCGGUGCUCACGUGGCUGUGGCCGAACGGGUACCUGCGGAGCAAGGCCAAGGCGGCGCGGGACACGCUUUUCGCUGCCGGGGUUAGCGCCGGGGGCUUUGGUGGAGCGUAUGGUGAUGGCCAGGGAGGAGUAAAUCUGAACGGCAGUCUUGUGUGGCCGGUGAGCAAGGAAGCCAAGGACGAGGCGAAGCGGGCGGAGCUGUGGCGGGAGAGUGUCAAGUGGUGUGGGAUCAAGGAGGGGGACACGGUGCUGGAGAACUGGCAGUAGUGGCGGGUACUGAGAUGCCAUGUUGUUACAGAGCCUGAGACUGACCUGGACUUUGCCAUUGAAUCGGAUCGCGUGAUGAGGUCAACGUGGUGGAGGCAGCGCUACAGUGUGCAGUCUUGACCGUCCGUGCAGUAGGGCGACGGUAAGCACUGUGCCGUGCUCCCGCCACGGAAGGCAUGCUGGAGCUGGAAUGCCUCA
Microdochium trichocladiopsis is the source of this 1597-nucleotide messenger RNA. RefSeq lists its product as uncharacterized. The record is from RefSeq and is a predicted model, not a curated record. The transcript is spliced from 4 exons. Lineage: Eukaryota; Fungi; Ascomycota; Sordariomycetes; Xylariales; Microdochiaceae. Bases 314 to 1399 code for a protein of 361 amino acids.